GUAGCUCCGUGCCGGUCUCUCCGCGGGGAGCUGCCCGCAGCCCCGUCCGAGCGCUCCCGCGGGAUGGCCGCGGUGGAGGGUGGUCCCACGGGGCCGGGCGCUGAACUAUAGCGGCCCCGGCCUGCAGCCGACACGGCCCUGCCCGGCUGCGGCUCAGCCCUAAUCGGCUCCUGGCGCCCGGCAGGCAUGGGCUGCUUCUGCGCCGUCCCGGAGGAAUUCUACUGCGAAGUUUUGUUCCUGGACGAGUCCAAGCUGACCCUCACCACGCAGCAGCAGGGCAUCAAGAAGUCAACGAAAGGGUCGGUUGUCCUGGGCUACGUAUUUCGUCACUUAAACCUAGUGGAGAUAGAUUACUUCGGACUGCGCUACUGUGACCGAAAUCAUCAAACGUACUGGUUGGAUCCUGCAAAGACCCUUGCUGAGCAUAAAGAAUUGAUAAACACUGGACCACCAUACACUCUGUAUUUUGGCAUUAAAUUCUAUGCAGAGGACCCAUGUAAACUUAAAGAAGAGAUAACAAGGUAUCAAUUUUUCUUGCAAGUCAAACAGGACAUCUUACAGGGCCGCUUACCUUGUCCAGUCAACACUGCUGCACAGCUGGGAGCGUAUGUAAUUCAGUCUGAGCUGGGGGACUAUGACCCAUAUAAGCACACGGCAGGUUACGUCUCAGAGUACCGCUUUGUUCCUGACCAGAAAGAAGAGCUGGAAGAUGCCAUAGAACGGAUACACAAAACACUAAUGGGUCAAGUUCCUGCUGAGGCAGAAGCAAACUACUUAGAGGUGGCCAAAUCCCUGGAAAUGUAUGGAGUGGAUCUCCAUCCUGUUUAUGGUGAAAACAAAUCUGAAUAUUUUUUAGGAUUAACACCCAUAGGAGUUGUAGUCUACAAGAAUAAAAAGCAAGUAGGAAAAUAUUUCUGGCCUAGAAUUACAAAAGUUCACUUCAAGGAAACACAGUUUGAACUUAGAGUCCUGGGAAAAGAUUGCAAUGAAACUUCCUUCUUUUUUGAGGCACGUGACAAGAUCACAUGCAAACAUCUCUGGAAGUGCUGUGUAGAACAUCAUACGUUUUUUAGAAUGCCAGAAAAUGAAUCAAGCUCUCUGUCAAGAAAAUUCAGCAAGUUUGGAUCCAUAGGUUACAAACAUCGAUACAGUGGCAGGAUGUCUUUUCAAAUGACCAGAGACCCUUCUAUUCAGCUCCCACGUCCUGACCAGUGCAUUGAAAGAAGUCGUAGUAAGACAUAUCCGAAAAGGGCGCAACAGACAGGAUCUGGUAGCAUAAGCCAGAUUACAACGAAUGGGGAUAAUGAAGGAACUACGAAAAUUAUUGCACCUUCCCCAGUGAAAAGCUUUAAAAAGAUGAAAAAUGAGAACAGUCCAGAAACCCAAAGAAGUAAAACAAGCGCACCAUGGGAGGAAAAUGGCCAGCAGAGUGGGCUGUAUAAUUCCCCCAGUGACCGCAAUAAAUCACCAAAGUUUCCUUAUGCUCGGCGACGGAACCCAUCAGGUGGCAGUGAGAAUGAGUGUGGGCAGCCAGUCCGGAGGAGGAAAGCCCAGAACAGUGGUGAAGAUUCAGAUCUAAAGCACAGGAGAAGAUCACGUUCUCGUUGUAACACCAGCAGUGGCAGUGAAUCUGAAAAUUCCAACAGGGAGCAUCGGAAGAAGAGAAACAGAUUACGGCAAGAAAAUGACAUGGUUGACUCAGCUCCUCAGUGGGAAGCUGUGCUACGACGACAGAAAGAGAAAAACCAGGCAGAUCCAAACUACCGUCGAUCCAGGCACAGAUCUCGAUCGAGAAGCCCAGAUGUACAAGCUAAAGAAGAACUCUGGAAACAUAUUCAGAAGGAACUUGUGGAUCCAUCAGGCUUGUCUGAGGAGCAAUUGAAAGAAAUACCAUACACGAAAAUAGAGACCCAAGGCGACCCAAUACGCAUUAGGCAUUCACAUUCACCUCGAAGUUACCGUCAGUAUCGGCGGUCCCAGUGCUCUGACGGUGAAAGAUCUGUUCUGUCUGAAGUGAAUGCUAAAAAUGAUCUGGUGCCUCCACUGCCUGUUACACGAUCCUCAGAUGUUAAAGGUCCUGGCAUCCAGUUUACUCAGCAGAGACGAAAUGGAUCUAAAGACAGCCUUUUAGAAGAAAAGUCUCAGCUAUCUACUAACGUCGAUAUUAAAACUACCACCAAAACGAUAAAAACUGUACAGGUGUCACGUUUUAAGGUAGAGACUUGACUGCUGCACUGGAAGACAUUCUUUGGAAGGCAAGAAUAUGUGUGUGUGUUUGUUUGUGCGUGCAAGGGAAGGAACUGAAGUUGAAGCAGUGGCAGUUUCUACAGGACAUUCAGAAACACAGCCUGCUUGCUGGGAGGGCCAAGCAGUGCCUUUGUCACUUGGACCAUUCUAGGGGCAUGACUGAGGAGAAGCUGAUUAGUCAACCAGAAAAUCCUCAUAGAACAGAAUGAUCAGCAAUUACAUUUACAAAAGAAAAACAAAAAUAGCUACAGGAAAAUAUGCUUUAUGGUCUCCUCUGUAACUGAACAGCCUCUUUCUAAAAAAUGACUGUUAACUAACAUGAUGGGGAGAUGCUUCAAGAGAAGCAAAAUAAGUCAUAUUUUUGGCCAGUUGUGCAAUACAGUGUGAUUUAGGAAGAAUCAUCUUCAUGAUUUCAUCUGGUGAUCAACUUGUGCCCUGAUACAUAAGGACUGCUAACUCUUACACAGUUUAUAUCGUAAAAAGAUAUGCUGGUGUUUUUAAUACUGUUGUCAACAGAAUCCUUUUUUUUUUUAACUCAGAAAUUCAGCAAAGCCCUGUAGCAAAGAGUUCCACAAAUUGUACACACUUACACUCUCUCAGCAAUAGUGUUCUGGAUGGUGAACGUCCUUAUGUCCUUCUGUGCAGGGGGCCUAUUUAACUGAACAUUCCAUACCAUAAAAAUAUGACUGUCAUUUUAUGGUAAACCAUACUGGAAAAAAUAGGGGAUAUGUACUUAUCUAUUGUAUUGUUUAGCGAUGCACUUAAGUAAUGAUUAAAUAAAACUGGUAGAAUAGGAUUUAAGAGAGCUAGGAAAUAGCUCUUUUUAUUAUUUUUUUUUUAAUGACUAGACUAGCAAAGCCUGCCUUAAUCUCUUUUAAUACAAAAUAAUCAAUGCUGAUACCUUCUGUUAUUCCUCUCUGAGCCAUUUCUAUGAUGAUAAAAUGACAAAGGCAGUAUUUCAGGUAUGAUAGUUGCAACUUUUUUUCUUGUCAGGGUAGGUAGAAUAAUUAAUUAUGCUGCAGACUGAGCAUGUUAUCUCACACUAUAGAUCUGAAAUGAUGCCCAGCUCUUCUCAUGUCCUGUCACUUCAAACAAAAUUCCUCUGACACCCGUUUGUCCACAGUUGGGGCAGCCUGGAUUUGCUAAUUGCAAAGCUUAGCAAACCAUUUUUUUAUGCUUAUCCUCCAUAAAGUCAACCUGCUGUCUUUAGUGAUUCACAGUCUUCUGUCUUCUGCCCCUAGCAAGACCAUACCAGGGGACUACAGUCCUUUCAGAAAAGCAGUACUUUUUAUGGGAUGGGGUAUACAUAUGGCACCAAAGUUACGCUUUACAAAACAUGGCAUUUUCCCUAACAAAAGUGAGAAGUAAAAUCUUGCAUAAUGUGUUUUAUUUUCUACAGUAUUCCUAAAUUCUUUAAUGAACUGAGAUGGUCAGAUGGAUGCUGCUAGCUAGGGUGGUAGAUAUGUCGUAAAUUCCCAUUACAACACAGAUUAGUCUGCAGGCUGAGACAUACUGCAUUGUUUCAGGCAAGGCAGAUUCAUCUGGUAAUCUCUUUUCUUUCAAGUAGUUUUCAAGUGCUCUGGACAGUGCUGCUUCUUCAGUUAACAGUUCUAGGAGGAGGAAAGCACUUAGAACCCGGCGGUAGUGCAAAUGCUGUUUUCAUGGAUGCUCUUCUGAAUUUCAUGGAGAUUUCAUUCUAGGACACUGCUGAGCUUUGUUUAAGUACUUGCUCAGAUUGCUUUCUAAGACUGCUAAAAAGUGCCCCAGACUGUUGAGAGUGGCUUUUAUCAAUCAUCAUUCCAGUUUAAAGUAACCCCUUUAUGACUUUUGAUAAGCAUUCUUACAAGCACUGUUAUAAAAAGCAAAACAGCAAGAACAAAACACAAAAAGAAAACCUAACACUGUGCAAAGGUUCUGGUGAGGUCAUCACAGUCUUUUAGAAGGCUGCAAGACUACUGAAAUACAACAAACCACACAAGAACUAGUUACAGUCUCAUGUAAUCAAAUCCACUCAUUUGUUCAAGGAAAUGUUCCAUGCUGGAGAAUUACAGACUUGUAGUUUGUUGCUUUCUCAAUCAUUGCUGUCAUUCUGGAUUCCCUACUCAGGCACAGGCAAGUAGAACACAUUUGCUCUUUUAGGAGUACUGGUGUUGUUAUUGUGCAUUAUCUGUACAUACUGCCUGUAUCUUGCCAAUCUUCAAAUGUUAUUGAUCAGGAAGAAAACUGUUCUAAGGCUUAUAUCCAACCUGAUGUUUUCUGUUUGUUGUCAUCUGCCUGGGAGCUUUUGUGUAUUGUUGGUGGAUACCAUCAGCCAGAUUUGUGGCAUAUUAUUUACCCCACCGCAUAAGAAAAUAGGCUUGUACCUAGUCUGCUGUUGGUAGAUUUUAAUUCUCAGUUCACAGCUGUUUUCUAGCCAAGCCAAAUUGUUUGCAUUUAAGUGAGAAACUUGUGGUGUCUUGGAUUUGAGUUAGCUGUGUUCCCUAUGAGAUUAUUUAGGAAGCAGGAUUUUAGCAUGUCUGAUUACCAGUCUGGAGAAUUACUAUAGUUUUUUUCUCAGCACAAGGGAGCCCAAACUUAGCACAUGUAUUAAAUGUUAGUAUUGGUGGCAAACCAAACCAAAACAUGGACAUCACUGUCAGCUAAUGAAACAGAAAAAUCAAGUUAUUCCAUAAACGUGCACUUCCUAUCCCUUCAAGCUUCUACUCUUCAGUCAUUUCAGGAGAGGCACCUUUGCUUGUGAAGCUGUAAGUUCUGUGUGAGAAACCUUCAAGAUAUUGGUCAUGAAAAGCACUUUUUUGGCACAGCUAUGGUAGCCCUGCAACUCUGCAGUCCUAAAACAAGGACAUAUCUCUGUGCUUCCAGUCUGCUGAAGUGACCUCUGGCCAACAGCUUUAACAUUGUGCCUCUGUACUUACCUGAGACUUCUGUAAAUGCUAUGAAUGAGCAAUCCACAGAACUCACUAGCUACGCCAACAGCGUAGAUCUUUCUCUUUGUAAAACACAUUUUAUAUGAUGAAGAGGGUUUGCUAUUUGUACCACAAAACUUGCAAAAAUUUUGUCACAGUCUGGAUCGGUCCCCCUGCUUGUUGGCUGAUUUCUUUCGUUGGGAGCUAGCCUUGACCUGCUGUUUUCUACACUGCACUUCUCAUCAGUGACCCUAAGAUUACAACUCAUAUUCUAAAAAAAGCUCAUUCUACUGAAAAUGUUGGUUAAAAAAGUCAUUACAAGUUGCCAAAUCAGUCAUCUUUGUACAGGUGAAUAGUGGACUGGAUAUAUAGCAAAUUUUCUUUUGGGAAAGCCUGUUUAAUUCAAAGCUCUCUAGAAAGAUGUUUUAAAACAACAUACAAAAACAUAUCAAUGAUGUGAUUCAUAUGCUCUGUGUACAUUAAGUAUUCAUGAAGCAACUGUGUGCUUUAUUCUAAACUGAAUUUGAUAGAUGGCUGUGUCAAUAAUUGUGUCCAGGUUAUUUAAAAAAGUCAAGUAAAACUUGAAUUUUUAGAGCAUU
Coturnix japonica (Japanese quail) is the source of this 5752-nucleotide messenger RNA. It is a transcript of the gene EPB41L4A, whose product is annotated as erythrocyte membrane protein band 4.1 like 4A. The record is from RefSeq and is a predicted model, not a curated record. NCBI's taxonomy places the organism in Eukaryota, Metazoa, Chordata, Aves, Galliformes, Phasianidae. Gene Ontology annotation, biological process: actomyosin structure organization. Gene Ontology annotation, cellular component: cytoskeleton.